ACUGGUUCACCGUAUCCCAAUAUCGUUUCACUAUUUCAGUUAAUUAUGUAACACCACUGUCACAUAGGUUUUAGAUAUAAGAAACGUACUCAUUGUACAGUCACGCUUUAAUAAUAAAACCCAGGAUUACAGUGUUCUAGUGAUGCAGCAUUUUAGAGAGCAGACUACACAUCCCAGCAUGCUGCAUUCUAUGUGACACUAUCACAGGGCGACCAGGAAACAACCACUACAGCAUGCCAGGGGGAUGCAAUGGCUGAGCUGCACUGACAGUCAGACUGGGCUGUGUCGUCAUAUGAUUUUCUGGAGGAUGCUGUGCUUUUUCAUUGUUUGCCUACUAGUACAUCUGGUCUUCUUUGUCUCUAUUUUUGACAUCUAUUUUACCUCUCCGCUGGUCCAUGGCAUGACCCCGCAGCGCACAUUGCUUACACCACCUGCAAAACGUCUAGUGCUCUUUGUAGCCGAUGGAUUACGUGCUGACACCUUCUUUGAGUUGGAUGAGAAUGGUGCUUCUAGAGCUCCCUACCUCAGAGAUAUUAUGCAAACAAAGGGUAGCUGUGGUGUGUCUCACACUCGAGUCCCUACGGAGUCUAGACCAGGACAUGUUGCACUGAUAGCAGGAUUUUAUGAAGAUGUCAGUGCAGUUGCGAAAGGCUGGAAGGAAAAUCCAGUUGAGUUUGAUUCUGUGUUCAAUGAAAGUGUUUACACUUGGAGCUGGGGGAGUCCAGAUAUCUUACCCAUGUUUGCCAAAGGUGCCAGUAGAGGUCAUGUAUUUACACAGUGUUACUCUGCAGAAAGCGAAGACUUUGCAUCUGAAGAUGCCUCCAAACUGGAUACGUGGGUAUUUGACCAUGUGAAGAAUUUCUUCAGAUCUGCUAAAAACAACCAAACACUGUUAAAAAAGCUGAAUGAAGAGAAAGUAGUGUUUUUCCUUCAUCUUCUUGGACUGGACACCAAUGGGCAUGCACAUAGGCCAGGUUCAAGCGAGUACAAAGAAAAUGUGAAGAAAGUUGAUGAAGGAGUCAAAGACAUGGUAACCUUUAUUGAAGACUUUUAUGGAAAUGAUGAUAAAACCGCUUUCAUCUUCACCUCUGACCACGGCAUGACAGACUGGGGGUCCCAUGGUGCUGGGCAUCCUUCAGAAACCCUGACUCCACUGGUUGCUUGGGGAGCAGGAGUUCAUUAUCCAAGGACAAAUGAUUUUCAUGACACGAUCAUGCCAUGGCCAAAAGAUUGGAAAUUGGAAAAUGUUAAACGGCUCGAUGUAAACCAGGCAGACGUGGCACCGCUGAUGACCGCUCUUAUUGGAGUAUCUUACCCCCUGAACUCUGUGGGAAUUUUGCCUGUGGAGUAUCUGAACAGCAGCAGUAUCUUUAAAGCAGAGAGUAUGCUUACUAAUGCUUUUCAAAUUUUGGAGCAGUUUAAGGUCAAAAUGAAACAGAAAAAAGAAACUACAUUACCCUUGUUAUUUUCACCAUUUAGUUUGCUUUCAGAGUCUAAGCAGCUUGACAUUUUGAGGAAAAUAAGAUCUUACAUUCAGGAGGGAAGUUACAAAGAAGCGAUGGAUCUGUGCAGAGCUUUGAUUGAUCUGGCCUUAGAAGGACUUGUUUAUUACCAUACCUAUGACAGAUUCUUCCUUGGCAUAAGUGUCGUAAUGGGAUUUACUGGUUGGAUUUCAUAUGUAAUCAUUAUCAUUUUUAAGACAAAUACCAGUAUAACGGAGAAAUCUGUGAGUUACAAUGGGGUACCGACAUCAUUUAUGAGAUACAUAUUUGGUGUUCUGGGGCUCUGCACAGUGAUUUUCCUGAUAAUCCAGUCAAGCCCAUGGACCUACUAUGUAUAUUGCCUGUUACCUAUUAAUAUCUGGUUUGCUGCAUUAAAAGAGUUCUGGAUUUUUCAUAGACUUAGAAGUUAUCUAAUGACUGUUUCACCACUUGGAGCCCUGGGAUAUGUUAUUGUGUUUUUUGGGGGAAUUGAAAUAUUGGUCCUCAGCUUCUUCUAUCGUUCAGUGCUUACAGGUGGUCUGGUGGCUUUUGCAUGCUGGCCAUUGAUGACAAGGUUGUGGACACAAGCUAAGAUAACAGUUGUGAGUUGGGUUCUCUUGUGCUUGCUGCUGGCAGUGUUUCCCUUGAUGCCUGUUGUUGGAAGGGAGCCCAACAUCAGUCUGGUCACAUGCGCUGGACUAUUAGCCAUUCUCAUUUCCUUGGCCUCCCUUGUAUCACUUUGGAAAAACAGAGACAGAGUUAUGGAAGAGAAAGAUUUCACCGUGCAUAUCUGGCAGAUUCUGGGCCUUACAGUUUCCAUGUGCAUUGUCAACCUUACCCACUCCAGUCUAGCAACCAAACAAGGACUGCCACUGCUGAACCAAAUUUUUAGUUGGGCAAUAUUAGCUUUUUCCUUGGUUGUGCCGUUACUUAGUGCCACAUUCCUGUUCAAGAGGCUGCUGAGCAUUUUCCUUUCGUUCAUGUCCUCCUACCUUCUUCUUAGUACAGGGUAUGAAGCUUUAUUCCCCGUGGCGCUGUCAUGUUUGAUGUUUGUGUGGAUAUUUAUAGAGCAGGAAAACUUAGUAAAGCAUGGCUUUUCUUUCAAGCAAAAGCUUAACAGUAUCGACUUCUCCUGCAGUACUGAUAUAACUCAUUUUCGACAGCUGAACUACGAUGACAUUCGGAGGUCUUUCUUUUUGGUGUUCUUUAUAGUGACAGCUUUUUUUGGAACUGGAAAUAUAGCCUCAAUUAACAGUUUUGAUCCAGCCUCUGUAUACUGCUUCCUUACUGUGUUCAACCCCUUUGUGAUGGGUGCAUUGAUGAUGUGGAAGAUUCUCAUCCCUUUCAUCUUGGUGAUGUGCUCUUUUAAAACUGUUCAGAUCUCAGCACAGAUAUCCUCUAAAAGUCUGUUUCUCAUCGUUCUAGUGAUAUCAGACAUUAUGUCUCUGCAUUUUUUCUUCCUGGUUAAAGAUUAUGGGAGUUGGCUGGACAUUGGAACAAGCAUCAGCCACUAUGUAAUUGUGAUGUCUAUGACUAUCUUCCUGUUGCUUCUGAGUGGUUUGGUUCAGUGCCUUACUACAAAGAAGAUAUUGAUUUGGAGAAAAAAGAAGCACCAUGCCACCUGACACAGAUUAAGGGCUACUGCACUGUUACUUGAAAGUAAAUAUAGAAGAAACAUUACAGAUUGCACUGACAAUUUGCUAAAAUCCAUUCUUGAGUAUUUGUAUAAAUCUUAAACAUGAACAAUGAAUCAUAUUCUACUGUUUUUAAAGCAGUGUAGAAAGUGAGCAUAAAUGUGUCAUUAGUUGCAUCGUUAUGUUGUUCAUCUUUUUAGUAUAUUUUAUGGUUCAGUUGCCUAAUGUGGCUGCUGUUGUCGAUUCGGUAGUAUACUCAGCGAUUAAAAGCUCUCCAUAGAUAGCAACACACUGUAGUUAAUGGACCCUAGUGAGAGGCAGAUCAUGUGUUUUGUUUGCCUGACUAUUUUACAUCAGUCACUUAGCACUGAUACUACCCACUGUUCCUCACGGGUUGUGUUUAUGUGACCAGCGGUCACAAUACCGACGCCAGAAUCCCGGCAUCUGAAAAUCCCACCAGUCGGCAUGCCAACCAACAGGGACUAUUUCCACUCGUGGAUAUCCAUGAAACCCAUAGAAUGGGAAUUGAACCUGUGGCGAGCACCGAGCCCGCAAGGGGCUUCGUUGCGCUUGCCCCCCCGUCGGCUAUACAACACCUGGAAUCCUGACAUUGGUAUUGUGCCCGUCAGUCUCCUGACCGCUGGUCACACAUACCCAACCCUUCCUCACUUAGCAGGCAGUGUACACACUGAAGACUAUUGCAUUCUGCAGCUUGGCAGAGCAUCUCUCUGUAAUAUUAGUCCAAUAAGAUACUUUGCAACAUUAAAUUAUUGUUGUUUACACAUUAUUGUACAAAAUCUCAGACAUUAUCCUGUACAGUACUAGCAUAAUAGCUAAAAGGAACAACAAUGAAGUUACUGUAUGUCAUUGUACUGGAUGACUAUAAAUAAUAACUUAUCAUGGGUGUAGAUUUCUUUCAGUAAAAUGUUUUUACUUAUGUUUUGUAAUAAUUAAAACAAGUUUUCUUCUA
Messenger RNA from Pseudophryne corroboree (corroboree frog), 4085 nucleotides. It is a transcript of the gene PIGN, whose product is annotated as phosphatidylinositol glycan anchor biosynthesis class N. The transcript has 29 exons. Gene Ontology annotation, molecular function: mannose-ethanolamine phosphotransferase activity. Gene Ontology annotation, biological process: GPI anchor biosynthetic process. Bases 245 to 3106 code for a protein of 953 amino acids. The record is from RefSeq and is a predicted model, not a curated record. Lineage: Eukaryota; Metazoa; Chordata; Amphibia; Anura; Myobatrachidae. Gene Ontology annotation, cellular component: endoplasmic reticulum membrane.